This is a messenger RNA of Chaetomium fimeti, 1473 nucleotides long. Its product is annotated as stomatin-like protein. Lineage: Eukaryota; Fungi; Ascomycota; Sordariomycetes; Sordariales; Chaetomiaceae. The transcript is spliced from 3 exons. The record is from RefSeq and is a predicted model, not a curated record. Gene Ontology annotation, cellular component: plasma membrane. The coding region runs from base 175 to 1239 and encodes 354 amino acids.
CCCGGCACCCGCCUGACUUGGAGCUCCCCCAUCCAUGUUUCGCGCUCACGAAACAACAUAAAACAAGACGACGGCCCACCUCACAUCCCGCUCCAUCACCUUACUGUGGAUUGUUUUCCAACCAUCAGGGACUCGAAUCAGAGCGACUGCCACGUCAAAAAAUCAUCAACCACAAUGAACGGAUCCGAAGACCAAGGCCCGGGCGCUUCCAAGGGCAAGGCCCCCGGCUCCGGCAAUGGCGGCUUCCGGGCCCAGGCAAACAUGAAGGUCGAACCCCCCAAGCCCGAGGACCUGCAGCGCAGCUACGCCAGCGUCGUCGAGGAGGUUCACUAUCCGGGCUGGUAUGGCGCCAUGAUCAACUGCUUGGGCGAGAUUGUCGGCACCCUGGGAGCCAUUCCCUGCUGCAUCUGCUGCCCCAACCCCUUCAAGAAGGUCAACCAGGGCAACGUCGGCCUUGUCACCAAGUUCGGCCGCUUCUACAAGGCUGUCGACCCCGGCCUCGUCAAGAUCAACCCGCUGAGCGAGCAUCUGACGUCUGUUGACGUGAAGAUCCAAAUCGUCGAAGUCGGCCAGCAGACCUGCAUGACCAAGGACAAUGUGACUCUGCACCUGACAAGCGUCAUCUACUACCACAUCGUCUCACCCCACAAGGCCGCUUUCGGCAUUUCCAACAUCCGCCAGGCCCUGAUUGAGCGGACCCAGACGACCCUCCGCCACGUCGUGGGCGCUCGCGUGCUCCAGGACGUGAUUGAGCGCCGGGAGGAGGUUGCCCAGAGCAUCGGCGAGAUCAUCGAGGAUGUCGCCACCGGCUGGGGCGUCCAGGUCGAGAGCAUGCUCAUCAAGGACAUCAUCUUCAGCCAGGAGCUCCAGGAGUCGCUCUCCAUGGCCGCCCAGAGCAAGCGGAUCGGAGAGAGCAAGAUCAUUGCCGCCAGGGCAGAGGUCGAAGCCGCCAAGCUGAUGCGCCAGGCCGCCGACAUCCUGUCGUCGGCGCCGGCCAUGCAGAUCCGCUACCUCGAGGCGAUGCAGGCCAUGGCCAAGAGCGCCAACAGCAAGGUCAUCUUCCUGCCGGGCGCCAGCCAGACCAUGCCCAACUCGGCCGCCAUGAGCGCCGCCAUGGCCAACAACAGCGACCCCUUUGCCGAGGGCAGCAGCUCCGCCGAGCGCUCCGGUGGCGCCGAGUACGGCGGCGACCAGGGCUUCCAGCAGGCCAUGAACGCCCGGGUGAUUGAGAACAUCUGAGGGGAUUUUUGUUAGUGGAGGGGGGGCAGCAAGCAACCCCGACACUUGACCGCUCGUUGCACCACACACACACAACACACACACACACCCAUGCACCACUGCCGGUUUUAAUUUUCUCGACGGACAUAAUCUUUCACCGCCGUCUCCUUGAUUUGCGAUUCCCACCCAGCGCGCGCGCCCUCUUACCCGGGACCAAGCGAGCGGAUUUGUUUCCAACCCUUUUUUUUGAUACCA